AAGAGUACAAAAACAAAGCAAAACGAAAGCUUUUCUGAGAGAAAAAAAAAAAGCAAAACAAAAGCAACUCCCACUGAGAGACUGUCAGUAACUCCCAUACAAAACAGCUCCGACUCUUCCUCCUCUGAAUAUAACGCCAGCUCCAUGCCCUAAACUCUCUCUCUUACUGAACUCGGUUUUUUGUUUUUUUUAGUUUCCUAGAAAUGGCCGAAGCGGCUUUCUCCAAGCCCGGCACCUUCUUCUUUACGCCGAAACCAUCACCCUUGAGCACCUUCUUACUCGUCCUCAUCCUCUGCAUUCUGGGAUUCUAUACCCUGCAUUACCCGCACCCUACACUCUUGCAAUCAAAUUCCCAAAAUGCUCCCCGCUUCCGCCAGAUUUUCCUCUCCUCUGCCACCAACUACACCUUCGCAUCCUACCUCCGCGCCCUCACCCAGCAUCCUCACCUCGCCGGAACCAAACCCUCCCUCGACACUACCCAUUACGUCCUCUCCCACUUCAAGGACCUUGGACUCGAAACUCGCACCGCCCAGUACCGAGCCCUCCUCUCUUAUCCCGUGCACUCCUCCCUCUCUGCGCAUUUUAGCGACGGCACCGUCCUUGACCUGCCCUUGACGGACUUUACGCAAGCGACUCGGGACGUGGUGUUACCCUACCAUGCGUACUCGCCGUCCGGGUCGGCGUACGCUAAGGCGGUGUUUGUUAAUUACGGUACGGAUGAUGACUAUCGUGCGCUGGGGUUAUUGGGGGUGAACGUUAGCGGGUGCGUGGUGAUUGCGAGGAAGGGUGAUUUGCCCAGAGGGGUCGUGGUUCAAAAGGCCGAGGCGCAUGGGGCUGUAGCUAUGCUACUGUACGCCGAGGGGGACGGGUUUAGGAAGGGUUUUGAGAGAGGAACCGUGAUGAAGGGCGUGGGGGACCCACUGAGUCCGGGGUGGGCUGGGGUUGAUGGUGGUGAGAGUUUGGACUUGGAGGACACCGAGGUUUUGAAAAGAUUUCCCAAAAUUCCGUCCAUGCCCUUGUCUGCCGAGGCUGCCGAAGUCAUAUUGGGCUCGCUCGGGGGCGCACCGUUUCCAUCGGAGUGGCGCAUCGGCAUCGGGCAUGUCGGCCCGGGACCCACAAUAUUGAACUUCACUUACCAGGGGGAGAAAAGGGUAGUGACUAUUCAUAAUGUUUUUGCUGUCAUAAGGGGGUUGGAAGAGCCUGACCGCCAUGUGCUACUUGGCAAUCAUAGAGAUGCAUGGACAUAUGGUGCUGUUGACCCCAACAGUGGAACCGCAGCCCUGCUUGACAUUGCCCGUCGAUAUGCUCUUUUGAUGCGUUUGGGCUGGCAGCCUAGAAGGACAAUAAUUCUCUGCAGUUGGGAUGCAGAAGAGUUUGGGAUGAUAGGCUCCACUGAGUGGGUUGAACAAAACCUAAUGAAUCUCGGCCCCAAAGCUGUAGCGUACCUUAAUGUAGAUUGUGCCGUUCAAGGUCCAGGUUUCUUUGUUGGUGCAACUCCUCAGCUAGACAAUCUUCUUCAUGAGGUUACAAAGAAGGUUAAGGAUCCCGAUUCAGAGGAUGCGACGGUGUAUGAGAGGUGGGCUGCCACAAAUAUAGGCAUACAUAUACAAAGACUUAGUGGAGUGGAUUCUGAUUUUGCUCCAUUCCUGCAACACGCAGGGGUUCCUUCUGUUGAUUUAUACUAUGGCAGAGAUUUUCCUGUCUAUCACACGGCUUUUGACUCCUAUAACUGGAUGACAAAUUAUGGAGAUCCAUUGUUUCAGCGGCAUGUGGCUGUUGCAGGAAUUUGGGGAACUCUGGCCCUUCACCUGGCUGAUGAUUCUAUUCUACCAUUCAAUUACCUUUCAUAUGCUGAUCAGUUGCAGGGGUAUAAAAACAUCUUGAGCAACAUUUUGAAUGGUAGUGUAUCCCUACAUCCUCUGACGACAUCAAUUCAAGAACUUGCAUCUUCGGCUAAAGAAGCUGAGAAUGAAGCGAAGAUACUGCAAAAGCAGGAAACUACAGAUGAUUCUGUGGUGUUGAAAAAGCGAGCAUUGAAUGAUCGACUGAUGCAUGCUGAAAGAGGGUUCUUGGAUGCAGAUGGGCUUCAAGGAAGGCAGUGGUUUAAGCAUCUUAUUUAUGGGCCUCCAAGUGACUACGAGAGCAAGCUGGUUUUCUUCCCAGGAGUAGCAGAUGCUAUAUCUGGAUCUGCAAGAAUGAGUAGAAAAGAGAGGAAAGCGGCGAUUCAGCAUGAGAUCUGGAGGGCUGCUAGAGCUAUACAAAGAGCUGCCAGAGCCCUUAAAGGGGAAUUCACCUGAAAAAAGCUAUAGGAAAAGUCACACGUAGGGGAAGAGAGGGAAAGCGAUAUGCCUUGACUUUGUAUAUAUGAGUAGGAAUAAUCUCUCGUUACUGUUCUCUGUGGUGCAGUUUUUGUGUGUUGCAAUUGAAGUAUGCGAAAUGGGCUUU
Molecule: messenger RNA, 2445 nt
Organism: Juglans microcarpa x Juglans regia
Lineage: Eukaryota; Viridiplantae; Streptophyta; Magnoliopsida; Fagales; Juglandaceae
Product: probable glutamate carboxypeptidase AMP1
Exons: 10
Coding region: 204-2297 (697 amino acids)
Molecular function (GO): carboxypeptidase activity
Source: RefSeq, a predicted model, not a curated record